Myxozyma melibiosi is the source of this 2887-nucleotide messenger RNA. RefSeq lists its product as uncharacterized. Gene Ontology annotation, molecular function: mRNA binding; protein binding. Bases 317 to 2815 code for a protein of 832 amino acids. Gene Ontology annotation, biological process: mitochondrial gene expression. The record is from RefSeq and is a predicted model, not a curated record. Lineage: Eukaryota; Fungi; Ascomycota; Lipomycetes; Lipomycetales; Lipomycetaceae. Gene Ontology annotation, cellular component: mitochondrion. The transcript is spliced from 2 exons.
ACGUGGAAACGCGGUCUGUCAAAAUCAGGGGGGUCAGCCGCAUGACCUUAAACCCUUAGCGAUUACAAAGUCCUGAGCUCAUCGCGGCCUUGGGAGAUCUUUCUGAUUUAUUUGUCUUUGGGAGGAAUUUUUCAACAGAGGAACAAUAAGCCAACUCUUCUUUGGUUGAUCACUCGUGGUAUGCCACAUAAUUAUACGACGAGAGACCCUCAGUGAGAAGUGCAUACGACAAUUAGUUUUACAACGAUUUUCACUACGAUGCUCUGGACUGUCUCGUCUUCACUUUGAUGCACAAUCGCCGAAUUCAGCGACCAACAUGCGAAUACUACGGUUUUCUCAUUCAGCUGUCGGCAGCAGGUUGCGAAGCCGUGGGUCAGUGUCUUUGGGCAGAUAUGGUCUUGUGGGACUAAGUCUAAGAAGAUCAAAUUACGCCGCCCGAUAUCUUGGGACGGAUGCAAAUACAGAUCAGACGCCGGACACAGCUUUAGCGCCUGUUCAUUUCAAUGAGAUACAGUAUGGUUUACCACCUCCUCUGGAGAAUGAACAGAUCAGUGAAAAGGCUGUUGGAGAUGUCAGCGAGAAGGUCAGAGAGACCUCUCUGGCGUCCAGAUUCGUUGAAACUCAGAAACUAGGUAUUGCAAAAAGCCUCGAUAACGAGAUCGAUGACGAGCACGGCAUUACAUCAGAAAACUACAUCACGCGCGAGGAGGCUUUGACACGCUUCAGGAAUUUGAUGAGGGAAUUCAAUUCAGCAGAGCUGGAAGCGUUCAUCUGUGAUUCGAUCAGCGAGAGUCAAGACGGUACGCCGAGAUUCUUAAAGAACCCUGAUCUGAUUUGGAGAAUCAUUGUGCAUGUGAUGGGAAAACACACCCAUCUGGAAAUCCGGCAAGAGUUGGCGUCUCAGAUUUCACCGUCAACGUUCUCAAGCCUGCUCAGUUUGACCAGGACUAUCAGAGGCCACGAUAGAUAUCAAGUGACAGCACUGGUUGGAGAUUUGUUCUUUCUUAAUGAUGCAGGCUUGGUAUUGACUCCCGAUGCUCUAAAAAACUACAUCAUAGCUCUCGGAAGAACAAACAGAUUCGCCGAAGCUUUCAAGACCUGGGAGCGGUUCUAUCCAGACGGAGAUUUCGAGGACGAGAGAAAGGAAACGUGGAUGGAGCUAGGUAUAGCUCUCUACAUCGACCAAGGCAAACUCGAUUUGGCAGCCGCGGCGGCUAGACGGCUCCAGAAAUUAGCCGGACGAUUGAGGCCACAGAUGAGGACGCGGUUUUUCGUGAAACUGUGCGAGCUUGGGAGGAAGAAAGAGGCGGAGACCGUGUACAGUGAAAUGAUUGAUUCGUUUGGGAUUGCAGAACGACGUUUACAAGAUAAAGCAGUCAUCAAAGAAGAGCGGAAAAAGCUUCACUGGCAGCUUAUCAAGUGCAGCAAAGCCGCGAUCGAUGCAGGGUAUACGGUUCUGAGCAAGACGAUCGUUCAGGACUACGAGUUCCUAGGCGGCGAGCUCGAAGUGGAUUUUGCGUUUGUGCUCGUCGACCGGCUUUCGCAGAACGAAGUCAGCAGAGUGUUUUUCAAAACCGGAAAGUCUCCGCGCGGCAAUGGAGUCGGCGCCUCGGCUGACGUCAGUGGGCUCAAGCAAGCGCUCGAGCUGGCGGAGCUUUUUGAUGACAAUAGUAAGGCUUCGCGCAAGUUUUACGAGCUGGCGAUGCGGAGGUUUUCUUCCCUGGGCCGGCUUGAGGAGACCGUGUCAUAUUUUGAACGGGUGCUGCAUUUAGGAUUGAAGCCUAGUUCUCGUAUGAUUUACUAUCUCCUGCGAAUGAUUCUGUGGAAAGGGAAUUAUCAAGAUGCGUUAGAUAUCUUGGAGACCCUAGAGGCAGUGCGAGCGGCAGAGCUCGCGGGCGAGCCGAUCGACCGCUCGGUCCUGUGCUCACCGGCUGCCGAACACUACGCGCUAUUCAUCAAGUACCAUCUAAUCAGACGCAACGACAGCGUAGCCGCUGACUUUCUCGAGCGCUUGCGCCUGAUGAAAGUGAAACCUACAGUCGCGGUUUUCAACGGCUUGAUGUCGGAUGCACUCCACGAUCACGAUUAUCGCCGAGUUUUCAAAGUCUACGACCUCAUCUGCUCGCUUGCUAGCGAGAAUGUAUUCCCAGACCGGCACACAUUCAUUCUCUUAUGGGACGCAACCAGUCACAUUCAGCGCCUCCGCUUCCGAAAAAUGGCAGGCAAGAAAAUUAGCGAUGAGCAGGUCCAGCAAUUAGACAGGCUCCCUAAGAUCUCGCUGCAGGAGAUGCGCCGGAAUCUGCUGAUGACGAUUGGUAACGGAUCCCGGGACGACGAUUAUGUGCUGUAUUCGCACGUCUUCAGGUCGUUUCUGUACUCUGUCGAUCUCGCUACGUGUUUGCCGCUUAUGGAGUAUUGCGUGCAGAAUCAAAAUAUCCCGCUGGAAGACGAGAUUAUUGAUAUGUUUAUCCGGAACUCGGUUCAGAUUAUUCUGUAUGUGAACAGAAACAAAAAACACAAACGGAAGGAGCUACUAACUCCCGCGAUCCCGAGAGAGUACAUCUCCCACACCCUCCCACCCGGCAAGAAGAAGCACCCCGUGGACGUCCUCGAACGCAUACUCGCGGGCGAUUUACUCGAAAUCUGCUACUUCCGGGGCCGUGGCGUGCCGAGCCCAAUCACAUGGGAAGAUCUGAUGCGACUGGUCUUCCUUUGGUUGAGAAAGGGUAUUUCGCAGGCUAAUAUCGACGGUCUGGAGAAGUAUAUGGAUGAGCUGAGGACGAAGCUGGGUCUGGACUCUCCCACCCCUUUGUAAAUGAUUGUCGUCGCUGAGUUAUAUUUGUAUAUAGUACAAGUCCAUUUCCAGGAGUUUAUGAUUUAAGGAGUA